GGUUCUAUACAGACAACAGUGGUGUAGUGGAAUUAUGUGAGUUGUGUAGUUUACCGUGGUUACUUAAAAACACUGCUGUAAUAGUCGGUGGUAGUGGUCGUAGUGCAAUGCCUCCUGGACAGAUGACAGCACAUUAAGACAUCACACGUGCUGUGUAGUUAACGCCCGAUUGGUACCAUCUUUGAAUUUCGUAAUAUGUAUGCUUUAAGCCUUCUAGGUUUUUCGUCCAACAGGUUCAGCAGUAAAACGAGCAUGAAAGAAAGUUCAACACGAAGAAUUGAACUCUACCAUAAGCAGACGCUUGGUUAUGGCUGUAUUCCGGUUACUGCUUUUAAAUACCAAGAGGAUAUUCUGAGAUAUCUCGACAAAACUGGAACUUUAAUGAGGUUACAGGAAGCCACAAACAAAUACGAAAGAAGGUUACAGAAAGAUCGAGAUCAAAGACUACCAUUUCUGUUUCUGCUGGAGCUAGAUAUAGUUCUGUUAUCUGAAAUUUCAGCACUGUUUUCAACCUUGCUCCUAAAUGAACCCAGUGUAGCGCAACACAUUAUCCAUUAUGUUGUGCACUGUGCUGCAUCUACUACAGGUGGUAUUCCAGAUCUGCAGUCAGAAGACAUACAAGUGCUCCUCAGGUUAAAAUCUCUUCCUCCCCUCCCAGGCCUUGUGAAGACAGGUCCUGAGAACACCUCAUCUGGACUCAUGCUCCUGCAAGGCAUUCUUGUUGCACAAACUCUUCCUAUAAAAUAUAUACGGAGUGCAGUAUUCCGAUGUCCAGAUUCCCUCUGCCGCAGUCAGCAGGGGCAACGUGUAGCAGGAAAUGUAAUACAGUGUGUGCCACAUUGCAGUGUUUGUGGUAGAGAAAUGAAGGAGUACUGUAGAGCUCGUGACACAGGGGAUCAGGUACUUGGUCUCCUUGUCAGUCCAUCUGCAUUAGAGAAUCCAGGCUCAAAAGAGUUUGUCCGACACCAGAGCACUCUUGUUUGUUUCCAGGAUGAAUUAAUGGUGGAUUUGGAGUUGGGCGUCCGUUAUGAUGUUCCUGGUCUUCAGACUAACGCAUAUUUUCAAGCAUGGAAUGUUCAGCGUUGGGUGUCAGACACUGAUGCUAAAAUACGCCAUCAAGAACUUCCUUCGCUUCUUAUGCCUCCAGCAAUUUCUGCCCUUAAUGCUUAUCUUAGCCAUUGUUGCCCAAGUUCCCCUUGGGCUUUGGUUGCAGCACUUGCAGCACAGAUGGCUGCAGACAUGUUCCCCACCCCAGCACUGCUGCACCUCAAGCUGGGGCUGAUCCUCAGCCUUGCAUCGCAGGGUAGAAAUCACCCUCCAGUGCCAAUAUUGGCAGUAGGAGCAGAUACUUUGGCUGCUCACCACCUGUUGCGCCAUGCCACUCUGUUGGCCCAACGAUGUGUCACACUCAGCUCCCCAUCACACUGGGGUCCAUUACAUGGCACCGCACAUCACGAUGAGCAAGGCAACAGCUGGCUUGAAGCCGGAGCUCUUCUGCUAGCAUCCACUGGUGUAUGCUUUCUUGGGGACUGGGCAAAGUUCAAGUCCACUAAUUUGCGCUCGUCAGUUCUUUCAGCAAUUGAAAGUGGUCAGGUGACUGUAGACACACAAAGACUGGCUUCUUCAGGUCCUGCUGUUACCUCUCCCAAAUUUCCUCUCCGAUGCUCAGUAUGGACUUACAGGUACUGGACUCCUGGAGAAAAGGGAGUUGAGCAGGUUCAGCUGCGCACCCUUAUUGAUGUGUUUGGGAUGCCAUAUCUAGCGGACACAGGCACAGAGGCGGACAGAGUGUCCCACAGCAUGCUACAAGCAGCCAUUGGCUUGGGAAAUAAUACCACUAAACCAUACUAUGCAGUUCCAGUUCAUGAGCUACAACAGUUCUUGGCAGUGGUUUCUGCCCAACCAGUGAAGCUUGGAGACAAAGCCAGUCAACUGAUACAUGAUUAUUUUGUAGCAAGUCGAAGGCUCAGGUCCCACUGCCUGCCUGUCGGGGCAGUUGCCACCAUUACGGCUCUAUCAGAAGCUCAUGCCCGGCUGGCCAUGAGACACGAGGUAAACUAUGAAGAUGUCUCAGCUGUGCUGUGCCUCUAUGAGACGGCAAUGGUGACAUUAUUUGGCUCUUACUAUGUCACCCCACCACCUCAACCAAAACUUUUGGAUGUGAACUCAUUACCUCUUCAGGUCCAUAUGCAGAUGACAGAGUUUGUAGCUUGGUUGGAGAAGCACAUAAAAUCGUUGCUUGGUUGCUCCAAUUACAACAUUAAUGCGGAAGAGUGAAGUGUGUGAUUCACUGUAUUGAAGAAGAGAUGCUGUAGUCUCCUUUUUAAGCUUGAGCACAGUUGAUUCAUGGCCAAAGUAAAUGAACAUAUUCAAAACUCUGAUAAUUAAUAUUCUUGUUCAAGAACAGCAAGAAUUGGAUUAUUAUAUCUUACAUAUUUAUUAAUAGUUAAUUUUCAGUUACUUUAUGUGUAUGAAUUACUUGACACCAAAGUUGCAAUGGACAGAGAAGGAAUUAUAGCAGAGCGCCAUUGGGUGUUCCAUAGUUGAAGGUUUUCCCUCUUAACCUUCAAUUUCAUGUCAAUAAUCUGAGUGUAUAUUACCUCCAUUUCAAGUGGGAGGUUCAAAGUGUUUCAUAUACGAUGGGGUACCCAAAAGAAACCGAACUAAUUUUUUGUGGGCAGAGCUUUUGUAGUACCGCGUUUUGU
This is a messenger RNA of Cryptotermes secundus, 2705 nucleotides long. Its product is annotated as minichromosome maintenance domain-containing protein 2. Gene Ontology annotation, biological process: double-strand break repair via break-induced replication. The transcript is spliced from 12 exons. Gene Ontology annotation, molecular function: single-stranded DNA helicase activity; ATP binding; DNA binding. NCBI's taxonomy places the organism in Eukaryota, Metazoa, Arthropoda, Insecta, Blattodea, Kalotermitidae. Bases 196 to 2277 code for a protein of 693 amino acids. The record is from RefSeq and is a predicted model, not a curated record.